Molecule: messenger RNA, 947 nt
Organism: Rotaria sordida
Lineage: Eukaryota; Metazoa; Rotifera; Eurotatoria; Philodinida; Philodinidae
Source: the annotation of a GenBank genome assembly
AAAGUAGUAGUCGAACUAUAAAUUUUGGCAAUACUCGUUCAAAUACAAGACACAAAGAAACUCUGGACAAAUCAUCCUAUGAUUGGGUAGCUGAUUCAGAAGAAGAAUCUGAUGAAGACUCAAUCUUGGAUUUCUACAAUGCAGAUGCUGGUAAGAGUUCCAUUAGUAAUGCAUCAGAAUACGACCAAUAUGGCAAUCCAAAGGGAACAACUUAUGAUUUGGGCAAAGAUGGAGCUUUUAAAGAUUUUAGUAUUUUAAUUGCACAAUUCUAUCAGGAUGGUCAAUUUAAUGACACAGCUAUUAAAGUACCAAUCGAUGCAUUGAAAGUCAAAGGUUUUCAAGUGAAACAUGUGAAAUCUGAAAAUGAAUGUAUAAGUGAAUUUCAAUCCAAUCGUCAUCAAAUAGCAUGGAUCAUCAGUACGAGUUCCAUACAAAAUAGUGCAUUUAUAUCGGCUCUAACAAAAUAUCAUUCGUCUGGUGGUGCCGUUUUCUUGUUUGCUGAUAACGUACCAUUUGUGUAUCAUGCAUCUGAAUUUUUGAAAGCAAAAUUCGGUAUUACACUUGAUGGAAAUUAUCACGGUUCCAAAACACUCACAUAUAUGGAAAAUGGUCAUGAUAAACCCGGUCAUUAUGGUCAACAUCAGAUUUUCACUGGUAUUCAAAAACUAUUCGAAGGUAUUACGAUUUGCCAUCCAGUUUAUUCGACAGCUGAAAGUCGAAAAAAAUUUGUCAAUGUGGCAACAGCUACUGAUGGCCAACCGACUGUUGGCGUUUAUGAUCCACCUCCAAACUUAACUGAAGGUCGAUUAGCAUUGGAUUGUGGAUUUACGAAACUGUAUUGUAAUUGGGAUUCAGCAGGCACUGCUCGAUACAUCGUUAAUGUCAGUACUUGGCUUUUAGCAAUUGAAAAGCGUAUCAAAGGAAAAAAGAAGAAACCGAGAAUGUAA